CAAAAAUGGCGGCGCUGACAUGAGGCUGGGGGUGUUUGUUAUUACUUAUGGGGAAUGUGUGAGGAGCGAUAGUUACACUGUAGAAGAGUCCUAGAAGUUGAAGAAAAUAAAGUUCAUACGCAGUCCACAAAGACAGCAUGGCAGAUGCAGGUAAUCGGGACACGAGCCAGUCCCCCAGGACACCAGUUGCCACUGGCAGUGGCAGGGGGUUGCUGGUGGGCCGCCGGCUCCCGGUCACACUGUCCCCCGGGCGCCUUCCCUCUAUGCGUUCUCGGGACCUCACGCUCGGAGGGGUGAAGAAGAAAACAUUCACCCCAAACAUCAUUGGCCGAAAAAUUAAGGAAGAGCAGAAAGAGGAGGGGGGGCCAAAGAGGGGCAGGAGGGAGACGGAGCGUGGCCGUCAGCGGGAUGGGCGUGGCCGAGGCAGGGGCCGCCCAGAGAUCAUUCAGUCCCAUUCCAUUUUUGAGCAGGGACCCGCAGAGAUGGAGUUAAAGAAGAGGGGUACAUGGGAUGGGCAGAGGGACACUCCUACCAUGGGCCCCUCCCCCAUUAUUAACAUCAAGAAGGAGAAGCGGGAGACCGAGGAAGAAACCAAGGAGAUACUGCGCAUGCUGGACAAGGACAACUUCCUGGAUGACCCUCGCCUGCAUAAUGACUUGAGGAGCUGUCCUGUUCAGCUGCCCCUGGCUGUGUCAGGUUGGACCUUCAGGGAGGAGUCUAGCGAGGAUGCUGUCAAACUCGAGAACCUGAAGAAGGAGCAGGAAGCCGAUGGCAUGGAUGUGGAUGAUGCCGUGCCUAAAGUUAAAGUGAAAGAGGAACCAGCCGAGAUGCAGGAUGUGAAGAAGCCUGAGGCCACCUUCAGGCCCCCGCGGCUUCCGGAGCCCCAUCUGCUCCCUGUGCUGCUGGAUGCAUGGAGCCAGUGCAAGGAGGACGAGCUAAUCUUUGUGCAGCUUCCUGAUUCGCUGCCUGGGCAGCCACCCACUCAGGAGGUCAAGCCAAUCAAGAAAGAGGUGCAGUCACAGGAUGGACAGCCGAUGCUCCAGAAAGUUGAGAACAGUGAGGAGGAGCAGCAGGAAGACAACAGCUGCAGUCUGAAGGAUCUGCGCGAGGGUCUGGUGGGCCGGCUGCUGGUGCGAAAGUCCGGCCGGGUGCAGCUCAUUCUCGGGCACAUCACUCUGGACCUGGCGCUGGGAACUCCUUGUUCGUUCCUCCAGGAGCUGGUGGCAGUCACGACAGGGGAGGGCAGGACCGGCGAUAUGACUGUGUUGGGCCACAUCAAGCACAAGUUGGUCUGCUCACCAGACUUUGAAGACUUGCUGGCGAACAGGGCAUGAGGAGGACGUCUCGUUUUAUGUGGUUCUGAAGAGGAACCUGCUUGCGGGGGAUUUGGCAUAGGAUUAUUGGACCCUUUAUUCCUAGAGAAUGGGGGGUGGGGGUCUUUAUCAGUUUGAACUUGUUUUACGAGUUAAUGAGUCGCCUACUAAACAAUUCAAUGCAACCAAAGUCAAAAGAACUAAGAGAAUGUCUUUAUUUCUUAAGGCAGCAGAAUAAUGAUGGACUAUAAUUUAAUAUUCUCUUAUUAUUAAAAGCGGGUAGUGUGGUUAUUUUGAAAUAAGAAUGCUUUUGCAAGUCAUUAAGGAGAGAUUUGUGCCAAAAAAUGCCUAUCUGUGUUGCUUGAUAAAGUGGUCUUAGUAAUGCCCUGGGAUUGUUGAGGCAUGGAGUACUUCUUAUGUUAUAAGAUUACCCACACUACACUGGGGUUGCAUAUUCUGAGCUCUCCUGCCCCCAGCACUACUUGAUGAUCCGCUCUGAUGAAUGGGACAGCUGCUCGCCGUAUGUGACCAGGUUUAGGUGUUGAGUGGAACUAGAAUAUUUUUUUAGUUUGAACAAAUUUUGUUGUUAAUAAAAUAAUCUGAGAAAUUG
Brienomyrus brachyistius is the source of this 1923-nucleotide messenger RNA. It is a transcript of the gene polr3d, whose product is annotated as polymerase (RNA) III (DNA directed) polypeptide D. Gene Ontology annotation, molecular function: DNA binding. The transcript has 9 exons. Gene Ontology annotation, biological process: transcription by RNA polymerase III. The coding region runs from base 138 to 1334 and encodes 398 amino acids. The record is from RefSeq and is a predicted model, not a curated record. NCBI's taxonomy places the organism in Eukaryota, Metazoa, Chordata, Actinopteri, Osteoglossiformes, Mormyridae. Gene Ontology annotation, cellular component: RNA polymerase III complex.